Messenger RNA from Aspergillus fischeri NRRL 181, 3435 nucleotides. RefSeq lists its product as uncharacterized. The record is from RefSeq and is a predicted model, not a curated record. Lineage: Eukaryota; Fungi; Ascomycota; Eurotiomycetes; Eurotiales; Aspergillaceae. The transcript has 4 exons. Gene Ontology annotation, biological process: DNA repair; telomere maintenance. The coding region runs from base 1 to 3435 and encodes 1144 amino acids. Gene Ontology annotation, molecular function: DNA helicase activity.
AUGAGUCGUCAACUCAACAACCUCUUUGCCUUCUCCGUGAUUGGGACCACUGGUCGCUUCGUGCCGUUUCAGGGACUCGCAAAUGUCGUCCUCGAGGGUCGCGUCUACCACCGCUCGCUGGACAUCACUGAUAAAGGUCAUAGCAUGCACUGGUUCCUGUACGAUGAGGCGGCACGCGCUGAGCGUGCCCGGGAGCAGUCACUGCCGGAGGACGCUGUGAACACUGUACGCCAGUUCCUGGACCGAGCGAGUCCGUACGUUCGCACUCUGCGCCAUGCCUUGACCCAGGUGAGUGAUGAGGCCAUGCCACUGGCAGUGGAAUUGUCAGUGCCACCGACAGGUGGUGAGAUCGCUGCCGUUAUCAACACGGACAGUCUCCGUCACGUGAACCCUCGCCAGGUGGUCUUCUUCGGCCGAGGAGGUCUGCAACCGCGGUUCGUCCCCAUUUUGUCCUGUCAGUAUGAGCCGCUGCAGUAUCCGCUGCUCUUUCCCCAUGGUACACGCGGCUGGGGCUAUAUUGAUAACUUCCAGAAGGCCAUGCCUUGCACGCAGAUCCAGUGGUACCGCCACCUCUUCCUUUCCGAUCGGCGCUUCCAGGUCCUCGGCCGCCUGGCCUGCGAGUACGCCGUUGAUAUGUUCUCGCGGACGGGGGAGGAGCGAUUACGCUACCUGCAACGGGGGCGCCGUGUCCACGCUACAUCAAUGGAUGAGGCCGCUGACCCUUUAAUCCCUGACCUCUUCCAGAACAAGAUUCCGGCGAGCUUCAUGGGCUCUCGCGCCUGGGCCUCUGACCAGGUGACAGACUCACUGGCAAUUGCUAGGAAGCUGGGAAAGCCAUCAAUCUGGUUAACCAUGACGACUAACCCGCAAUGGUCGGAGAUCCAGUCGCAACUCCUACCUGGCCAGGAUGUUACUGAUAUCCCAGCUGUCGUCUGCCGCGCCUUUCGAGCUCGGUUGGGGAUCCUGAAGGCCUUCCUGCCGUCGUUGAGUUCCAGAAGUGAGGCCUGCCACACGCCCACAUUGUGGGUGAAGUUCAAGCAGGAGCCGCCGCUGUCAGCGCUCGAUAUCUUCAUUUCCGCAGAGCUGCCGGAUGCAGAGCAGGAACCAGAUCUCUACCGUCAGGUAAGGCGCUUCCACAUGCACUCACAGAACCACCUGGCCCGUCCAGGGUCGCGCUGUAACCGCAACGGCCGAUGUAUUUACGGCUACCCGCAGCCUAUCACACCCCACACGCACCUGGACGACCUGGGACGCGUGCACUACCGUCGACGGAACGCCGACAGCUGCUGGGUUACACCACAUAUACCCGCGCUGCUGAAGCUUCUCGACUGCCAUAUCUAUGUUGACGUCUGCUCCACGGCGGUUAUCUUCCUCUAUCUAUUUAAAUACCUCUUCAAGGGCCCUGAUCGCACCAGAUUCAGCCUUCACAACAUGGUGGACGCUGGGGAUGAAGAAGACAUUGUCAAUGAGUAUAAGGAUUAUAUGAGCGCGCGUUAUCUGUCUGCCUCUGAGGCAGUGUACCGUAUCUUCAACUUUGAAACUGUGCAUAAGAAUCCGAGUGUCCGCUGCCUCCCAGUCCAUCUGGAAGGACGUAACCUCGCCAGGAUGCGCCGUCCAACUGCGCCGGGAUUCUCCACGAUGAGUGAUCUGUUAUGGUACUUCCAGCGUCCGCCUACAGAGCUGUUCCAGCAGCUGACAUAUAUGGAAUUCUUCAGCCGCUACUACUUUGAGACCUUGCCAUUAGACGACCCACUUGAUAGAGGCCAGGUCCUGAUCACCGAGGUGGAGACAAACCAAGGGCUGCGGCAGAAGGUGGUACGGCGACGUGCAGCUGGGGAUAUUGUCACCCGGAUACAGGUCAUCCCACUGCACUACAAGGAGCAGUUUUACCUGCGAGCGCUGCUACAGGUGCGCCCCGCGUCAAGCUUUCAGGACCUCCGUACUGUCCACGACCAUUGCUACGCAACCUAUCAUGAAGCGGCUACCGCUCUGGGCCUGCUCCGGGAUGUCAGCGAGGCUGAAUACGCCAUUAGUGAGGCCAUCGCUGCACUACGGGCUCCAUCACCAUCGGAUGACGCCACUAAUCUGGCUCUGGAGGAUAUAGCGCGCCACCUCUCCUCCCAAGGUUCUUCCCUGGCCCAAUGCGGCUUACCGGAGCCACAACGCCACCACUAUGGCUCUGAGGUGGACCUGGAGCUCAACUUCUUCCAUCCACACUGGGCAGUGCUCCGUGCCCGUGCUGACGCGGCCCGUACAAGGAUGAAUGCUGACCAGCGGUGGAUCUUUGAGCGUAUCCUGCGCCAGCAGGAUCCACAUGGUGCAGCCUGCUUCUUUGUCGACGGCCGCGCUGGGCGGGGCAAGACCUUUCUGAUGGCUGCCCUCUGUGACCGGGUCCGUGCUGAUUGUGGUAUUGUCUGUGUCACAGGCACGACUGCGCUCAGUGUCAUCCAUUACGAGCGCGGUAGGACCGCCCACUCUGCCUUUGGUAUCCCUGUGCAGGACAGUGAUGAGGGUUUGGAGUCGAAGAUUAGUCUGUAUCGUGCGCGUGCAGAAUUGAUCCGUCAUGCGCAACUGAUCAUCUGGGAAGAGCUACCAAUCGCGGAAAUGGCCGUGCUGGAGUGUGCAAACCAGCUCCUCCAAGAUAUCAAUCAGCUUCCCUUUGGUGGAAAGACCUUCAUUGCACUGGGUGACUUCCGCCAAGUGGCACCAGUGGUCCGUGGUAGCUGUCGCCCAUCUGCCACGCUGAACCACUCUGUUCGCUCCUCAUAUCUCUGGGACCACUUCGACAUCCUGCGUCUGACAAUUCCGAUCCGGUAUGCGGGGGAUGUGGCUUACGCCACCUGGGUGGACCAGGUCGGUGAUGUGGUGCUGCCAUUCGAGGCCCCUGUGCCAGUGCGGCAUCUGCGGCAUCUUGAAAACAUGGAUGGUGCUGCUAGAUUCCUAUUCCUUGACGACUCCCUUGCUACCUCCCCUGACGCUGUCCGCCGAGCAUUCCUGAGCCCCUUCAACGCGCGGCAUACUAACUACAAGGAAGCCGCUUACUACAGUCAUGACACAAUUAAGGAAAUGGACGAGUCCAGCUUCCACCUACCGACCGGUGCAGAAGCUGAUCUUCUCACCAUGUUACAUGAGCCUGGCGUCCCACCACAUAACCUCUCUCUUAAAGUCGGCUGUGUCGCGAGCAUCAGGGGCAAUCUCUCCAUUGAAAAGGGCCUGGUCAAGAAUGUGAGGGUGCAGGUGGUGAACUUACUUGCUAAUGUCGUCCAGGUGCGCCUCCUGCAACAUAAUCAGCUACUGACCUCUCAAGCUACUGAUGAGGAGAUGCAGAUCUUCUGCCUCCCUCGCAUCACCUUUGAAUUCCGACCGCAUCGUGCCAAUUGGACUGUCCAGCGUCGCCAGUUGCCAGGGUCUGACGCUGGACCGCGUCGUGGUUGA